AUGAGUUCUUAUAGAGGUGGUGGUAGAGGUGGUGGUAAUAACUAUAUGAGCAAUCUGCCCUUCGGGUUAGGUUACGGAGAUGUAGGCAAGAAUCACAUUACGGAGUUCCCAUCCAUUCCACUACCCAUCAAUGGUCCAAUAACAAACAAGGAAAGAUCUUUAGCGGUAAAGUACAUCAAUUUUGCAAAGACCGUAAAAGACGGCCCAUUCUACACCGGAUCGAUGAACUUGAUAAUAGAUCAGGAGCGCAAUAGCAAGAGCGGUAAACGCAAGACCAACAUAAUUCUAGAUGAAGACGACACCAACGACGGCAUUGAAAGAUACUCCGAUAAGUAUCUGAAGAAAAGGAAGAUAGGCAUCUCCAUCGAUGACCAUCCGUAUAACCUGAACCUCUUCCCCAAUGAACUGUACAAUGUAAUGGGGAUCAACAAAAAAAAACUAUUGGCCAUUUCUAAAUUCAAUAAUGCGGAUAAUGUUUUCACUGGUACAGGCUUACAAGACGAAAACAUUGGAAUUUCCAUGUUGGCAAAACUUAAGGAACUGGCCGAAGACGCAGACGAUGCGACCACGGGCGGUGCUACGACAAAAGACACUAAUAAAACAGGCGAAGGUGAUGAUGAUGAUUUGGCAGACGACGAUUUUGAAGAAGAUGAAGACGAGGAAGACGAUGACGAUUACAACGCUGAAAAGUAUUUCAACAACGGUGAUGAGGACGAUUACGGUGAAGAAGAGGAAACAAAUGAGGAGGCUGCCUUUUAA
Molecule: messenger RNA, 759 nt
Organism: Saccharomyces kudriavzevii IFO 1802
Lineage: Eukaryota; Fungi; Ascomycota; Saccharomycetes; Saccharomycetales; Saccharomycetaceae
Gene: RPC31
Product: DNA-directed RNA polymerase III subunit C31
Exons: 1
Coding region: 1-759 (252 amino acids)
Biological process (GO): transcription by RNA polymerase III
Cellular component (GO): RNA polymerase III complex
Source: RefSeq, a predicted model, not a curated record